Messenger RNA from Symbiodinium pilosum, 1212 nucleotides. NCBI's taxonomy places the organism in Eukaryota, Dinophyceae, Suessiales, Symbiodiniaceae. The record is from the annotation of a GenBank genome assembly.
AUGGGCUCUGGCGGCUCCAGCAAAGUGGCCCCCUCGAGUGGGCCAUGUCAAGCCAACACUGGAGUCAUGAUGGUUGGCCUGGAUCCUUUACUUUCCAAGAAGUAUAUGACGCUCGAUCAGAACGGCAAGGUGCAAGCAGAGUAUGUGUGGAUUGACUCCGACUACUGGGAUGGACAAAGCUUCGACUUGUGCUGUAAAACCCUCACUCUGGCAGACGCACCGGUUUCCCUGGAAGAAAUUCCCAUUUGGACGUACUCAGGAGAUGAUGCCAAAGACAUAGUGAUUGUGCCACGGCGAAUGUACCGAGAUCCAUUCCGGCCGGGUCACAACAACAUACUCGUCCUGGCAGACACAUACCAGGAGCCAUCUGGUGAUCAAACCGACCAUGGCUCCGCUACAAAAUUCAACACACGCGCAGCGUGUGAGGCAGCAAUGCGGCGAGCAGAGGAGGUCGGCGAGGAUCCUUGGUUUGGGUUCGAGCAAGAGUACUACUUGCUCGACACCACGACGAAUUGGCCACUUGGAUGGCCUCGCGGGAAGUAUCCCGACAAGGAUACAGCCUUUUACUGCUCUGUGGGCUCGCAGAAGGUCGUGGCGCGCAGCCUCAUCGAGUCUCACUACCGGGCUUGUCUCUAUGCCGGAGUGAUGAUUGGUGGCAUCAAUUCGGAGGUUGCCCCUGCCCAGUGGGAGUUCCAAGUGGGUCCGGCAUCUGGAACGUUGGGUGCGGAUGACCUUUGGAUGGCGCGUUACAUCUUGCAGAGACUUUGUGAGGAGUACCAGGUAGGGGUCACAUUUGACCCAAAGCCUGUGCCAAAGCAAGCUGGCAUUGGCUGUCAUACAAAUUACUCCAACAUGGCUACCCGCAGCAGCCCAGGAGGCAUGGAUGCCAUCAAAUCGCAAUGCGAACGCCUGCGAAAGAAUCAUGCCAAACACAUCUCCAACUACGGCAUCGGGAAUGAGCGUCGACUUACUGGCAAAGAUGAUACGGCCUCGAUCAAUGACUUCUCUUGGGGUGUUGGCGAUCGAGCAGCUAGCAUUCGCAUCGGCUGCAAAGUAGCGAUGCGCGACUGCGGCUACUACGAGGACCGGCGGCCCGCAGCCAACAUGGAUCCGUAUCUCGUGUCCCAGCUUCUAGUUGAGACAACUCUUCUCGACAAAGUGGAGCAGGACCCUAAGCCUGAGCCUGCAGUUGAGAGCGAACCAAUUGAGUAG